CAGGCUUCAUGUCGCGCCCGAAGAAUCAAAUUUACAAGGGCCAUGGGGCAUCAAAGGGAAAAGAACGAGACCAGAGAGUUCUGAUCCGGUUCAAGGCCACUCUGGUGAACACGCUCAUGGAUGUCCUUCGCCACAGGCCAGGCUGGGUAGAAGUGAAAGACGAAGGGGAGUGGGACUUCUACUGGUGUGAUGUCAGCUGGCUGCGGGAGAACUUCGACCACACCUACAUGGAGGAGCACGUGCGCAUCAACCACUUCCGCAACCACUACGAGCUAACCCGAAAGAACUACAUGGUGAAGAACCUAAAGCGGUUCCGGAAACAGCUGGAGCGGGAGGCGGGAAAGGCGGAGGCAGCCAAGUGCGACUUCUUCCCCAAAACCUUUGAGAUGCCGUGUGAGUACCACCUGUUUGUGGAGGAGUUCCGCAAAAACCCAGGAAUCACCUGGAUCAUGAAGCCCGUGGCCCGCUCCCAGGGGAAGGGCAUCUUCCUCUUCCGGAAGCUGAAGGACAUCAUGGACUGGCGGAAGGACUCAAGAUGCACCGAUGACCAGAAAGAUGAGGUCACUGUGGAGAACUACGUGGCUCAGCGCUACAUCGAGAACCCCUACCUGAUUGGAGGCCGCAAGUUCGACCUGCGAGUGUACGUGCUGGUAAUGUCGUACCUCCCACUGCGGGCCUGGCUGUACCGGGACGGCUUCGCCCGAUUCUCCAACACCCGCUUCACCCUGAGUAGCAUCGAUGACCACUAUGUUCACCUCACCAACGUCGCCGUGCAGAAGACCUCCCCCGACUACCACCCCAAAAAGGGUUGCAAGUGGAUGCUGCAGCGCUUCCGGCAGUACCUGGCAUCCAAGCACGGGCCCGCCACCGUGGAGACACUCUUCAGGGACAUGGACAACAUCUUUGUCCGGAGCCUGCAGAGCGUGCAGAAGGUGAUCAUCAGCGACAAGCACUGCUUCGAGCUGUACGGCUACGACAUCCUCAUCGACCAGGACCUCAAGCCGUGGCUCCUGGAGGUCAACGCGUCCCCGUCGCUGACGGCCAGCAGCCAGGAGGACUAUGAGCUCAAGACCUGCCUCCUGGAAGACACCUUGAAUGUCGUGGACAUGGAGGCCAGGCUCACGGGCCGGGAGAAGAGGGUCGGAGGCUUUGACCUUAUGUGGAACGAUGGCCCCGUCAGCAGAGAGGACGGGGCUCCUGACCUGUCAGGGACGGGCACCUUUGCCACCAACACGCACCUCGGCUGCGUCAAUGAUCGGAAAAACCAGCUGAGGCAGCUCUUCCGCUCCCUCCAAGGCCACAAGAAAGCUUCCAGCUAACCUGUGAGGAGAGUGACCGUGGAGGUGCCAGCCAGUCCUCCCGGUACCAGCAGAGCGCCUCAGACCACGCACCUCCCUCCCACCGCGGCCUGGCAGCCACUUUGCUGGUUCAGCAGCACUCUGGCUGCUUGUGCUGAGGCCUCCCCCUCGGCCCCGGGCAUCUCUGGACCAGGAGACAGCCAAUCCCCGGGACCGGCUCGGCGCACGGUCCGAAGAGGACAGUGCAGAGCGCAGGUCCUGCACCCCCAGAGUCUAAUAAACAAGCACGGGCUCAACCCAGAGUGACUGGCACGGGGCCUAGCUUGGGGGGCAGCUGCAAGCAGCAACCAAGUAGCCUUGGCUUUGACCUUGUGACAGCCAGCGCCUGACGAGGUUUUUCAGCUACCAACAGGAUCCUUUCAGCAGUGGUCCAGAGGGAAUUUACCUUUAGCAGUGACUAGGUUACGUUUACUGGGGCUCUGGGGAUGGCUGAGCCCCGUGCAGCCUGCCCUGCUGGCCCUACCCAGUGUGGGGUGUGUCACAGCACAGGCUACUCUGUGCUGUGUACGGGCACUCCACCCCGGAGUGGGCCGUGGGGUUCCCCAUCCCCUAGAGAAAGGAUCUGAUGGGCUCUUCUUUGGCCUGGCGACCACCUUGCCACACCAAACCCAUCGUUCACUGAAUCCCGCAGCUCGUUUGCAACACGAUCACUGUGGCACUGUCACCGUCACAGGGAUGUCUGUAACUCUGCAGCUUCCGUCCUCAGGGAUCUGUGUCGUGGAGUCUAAACUCGUCAGUGAUCAGACGCCCAUCUGUCUGGUGCUUCUCUCACCUGGGUGGGGGGAGCUCACCUGAUUGGAGCUGUAGUUCCCUUAGCCCUGCUACCACGGGUGAGACUUUUAGUUCCCACUACUACAUGCCCUACUUUCCAGGACCACCACAGGGAAAACACUGUCAUUUCUACUUGCAAAAACAAACAAAAGGCCUGCGGACAGAGCCCAAGUCGACCUAGGUAGGGUAUUUUGUUUGGCAAACACCCAAGCUUUGCAGCUUUCCGAAUGUGCAGUCGUGGACAGAGGGUUCAGCCGAACGGUCCAGGCUCCCAACCCUGGGCCAGCGGCAGGUACGAGCCCCCACCCCCUCACCAAGGUUCCCGA
Molecule: messenger RNA, 2455 nt
Organism: Sorex araneus (European shrew)
Lineage: Eukaryota; Metazoa; Chordata; Mammalia; Eulipotyphla; Soricidae
Gene: TTLL9
Product: tubulin tyrosine ligase like 9
Exons: 14
Coding region: 9-1319 (436 amino acids)
Biological process (GO): microtubule cytoskeleton organization; protein polyglutamylation
Cellular component (GO): cilium
Molecular function (GO): tubulin binding; tubulin-glutamic acid ligase activity
Source: RefSeq, a predicted model, not a curated record